Messenger RNA from Electrophorus electricus (electric eel), 2466 nucleotides. It is a transcript of the gene gpat2, whose product is annotated as glycerol-3-phosphate acyltransferase 2, mitochondrial. Gene Ontology annotation, cellular component: mitochondrial membrane. NCBI's taxonomy places the organism in Eukaryota, Metazoa, Chordata, Actinopteri, Gymnotiformes, Gymnotidae. The record is from RefSeq and is a predicted model, not a curated record. Gene Ontology annotation, biological process: piRNA processing; glycerol-3-phosphate metabolic process; phospholipid biosynthetic process. Gene Ontology annotation, molecular function: glycerol-3-phosphate O-acyltransferase activity.
AUGAGCGGCGACGCGUCCAGAGAGCCCCUGAGUCAGAGGGCCCCCGCCCCCAAACAUCCUGCCCUAUCCUUGGGAGUGAAGAUCAGGAAGAAACUGAAGGUUGUGACUCCCUUCCUUGGCAAAUUCAGGCCCCUGGUGGGCCAAUGCUGUCACCAGUGCACCCCUGAAAGCCUGAGUCGGAAACUACUACAUAACGCUCCCUCGCUCGGCUUCCGGAAUCUGCUCUGUGUGAAUGAAACGCACACCAGGUACCGAGGCUGGCUAGUAAGGAGAGUUUGCUGUGUGCUGUUUGUCUGGGGUCGCAAGGUUCAGCCCAGUCGUGCUGGAGACAGACCUCUGCGUGUGUGCAGCAGGGACAGGGUUAGGCAGGUACUGAUGCCGACACUCUGUCCAGGAGAGAGAGGUGUGGAGGUGGCGGAGGCUAUAGGAGCCACCAGCGAGAUACUGGACCUCACUGAGACCUCGCUGUCUCCUACUCUGCUCCGGUUGGUGAGCUGGUUGCUGCUGAAGGUCUUCAGUGUGAUGUUCUAUAGCCUGCAGGUCAACCUGAACCAGAUGUCUGGUCUCCACCGGGCCAAACAGUUGAAAUGCCCACUAGUGUAUGUGUACAUACGUCAGAGCCUUCUCGAUCAGGCCCUCAUCAUCCUAACGCUGUUCUGUCACAACCUGGCAGUUCCUUACAGUGUGUACCCAGCCACGGUCAGGUCCAGGUGUAUGAGGGCCGUUCUUCGGAGGCUAGGCAUCAUCUUCCUUCCCAGUCACGUAGGUACGGAGCAGGAGGCAGAAGCGGAUGCCACAUUCACGACCCCGAUGACCUCUCUGGUUGGCGAACUGCUCCUGGCAGGAGAGAGUCUCAGCUUUGGCAUAUGUUCAGAGAGCAGGCACGGAGGCCAGUGGCUGGCGCGCGUCCGGCAGGCGGUCAUCGAUGGCCUGGUGCCCGACGUGAGCCUGGUGCCAGUGGGAAUCUCCUACGACUGCCCACCCUGCGAGACCACGCAGGGGCAGGCUGGUGUACUGUCUGUACUGUGUUCUCUGCUUUCUUUUCUGAGUGGUGAUCACAGAGGAGGUGUGAGAAUACAUUUUGCACAGGCUUUCUCUCUGAAGGAGAUGUGUGAGAGUGGGAAGUGUCGUGUGGAUAGAGGGCGCCCCCUGCAGGAGCUCCUGUUGCCUGCUGUCCUGCUCAACAGGGUGGACUCCAUAUUUGGGCAGCGGAAGGUGUCUUGGCUCCUGCCCCCAGACUGGAUGCCAGAUCUGCCCCAAGCUGAGAAGGAAAUGACCACUGCAUUGACUCUGCACCUAAUACACUCGGUCACCAACAGUAUGGCUGUGAUGUCCACCAGCAUUGUGUCCUGUCUGCUUCUCCACAAGCAUCCCGGUGGAGUACGUCUGUCUGUGCUGUGUAGAGACGUGUGUUGGCUCGUGGAGGAGGUCCUGUUCAGGAACAGUGACGUGGGAUUCGGAGGCUCCCUGGUCGGGGUGGUGUACCACGCGCUUUUCCUGAUGCAGCCCUGCCUGCUCCUGGCUGCAGCGCCCCCUAAAGGAGACCCUGUGAUAGCAAUGCGGCCCGAGCCCAACUCCCUCCUCAAGCUGAGCCAGCAGUGUGAACUGCUUAGGCAUAUCUUCAUCCGCGAGGCUGUUGGAGCCUGUGCCGUCACUGCUAUGCUAAGUGAAGUAGCCGGCUGUGGAGGGAGUUCGGAGAUGGAGUUUGAUGUCGCUUUGGGUCAAGAGGAGCUGACUGAGAAAAGCCUACAACUCAUUCACCUACUCCCUGUUGGCUAUAUACCUCCCUGCCAGACUACUCAUAGCUUUGCUCUAGAUGUGGUGGACAGUAUGGUUCGCUGUGGCAUCCUUAUCAUGGAGGAGGUACCAAGAACCACUCCUGUGUGUGAUUUCUGGAAGAGGCAGGGAGUGUUAUCCUGGACUGUGACAGAUGACCCUAACCAGAGCAGUGAUUCAGAAUGUGAGGAACAGGAUACACGCUCGUACAAGUUGAGUCAGCCGUCCCAGUGUCCAGAGCUGCUGUUCUUCCUCUGUAGUUUGCUCAGUGUCCAGUUGAGGGCGCUGUGCUGGACUAUUCAGAGCCUACACCUGCUCCCCACCCCUCUUACAGAGUCGGCGUGUGUGAUCCAACUGCAUGCGCACCUGAGAAGCCGAUCCCAGCUGGAUAAAGUGCACCACGAGAGCUCCUCGAUUAAGCUGGUGAGACUGGCAGUGCGAAUCCUAAUUGACCUUGGGGUGCUGAUGGAGGACCGGCAGAAAGACGCUGUGUAUCUGGACAUCAGCCCUCUGUUUCUCCAGGCUGAGAACAAACGGAAAAUCCUUCAGUUCGUCUCCCAGUUCCUCUACGGCUAAAAACAAAAAGCCAGCGUGUCCGCCUGUGCUCAAAUCCUGAUUCUGUUUUGGCUUCAUUUACAAUGCUGUCAAAGUCAAAGGUACCAAGGCAAUUUAAGAGGUUUGUUAGACCAA